Messenger RNA from Octopus sinensis (East Asian common octopus), 1739 nucleotides. RefSeq lists its product as uncharacterized. Lineage: Eukaryota; Metazoa; Mollusca; Cephalopoda; Octopoda; Octopodidae. The record is from RefSeq and is a predicted model, not a curated record. Bases 144 to 1739 code for a protein of 531 amino acids. The transcript is spliced from 2 exons.
CUGUUUUGAUCAGGAAAGCACAGAGAAAGUUGUUUUGUUGGUUGAGAAAUAUUAUCGAUGCUUUUAAGAAAUUGGCUUACUUUUUGUUUCCCAGUAUUUGUUGUACGUAUUGAAAUCGAGAGACUCGCAAAAGAUAACCAAAUAUGGCUGCCGUGCAGACGACAACAACAGCAAUCAUUCUUAUUGUCACACUGACAUCACUAAACAUCUCUGCGAAGGAACUCGGCAAUGAUUGUGAAGUUAAAAUCCCUCCCAAUAUCGGUGAGAUUUUAUCUCGUUUAGUGAAAUUAGAAAAAGAGGUUUUCAAUUUUGAAGUCCAUUUAUCAAACAAGACACUUGAUGAACUUCUUAAUCCUGUGCCAUUGGAUUAUUUUGCAAAUGCGAGGAGUUUUACGUGGAUUCCAGUUAAAUCAGGCGCUUUAACUCUAUAUAAAACUUUCCCCUAUGAUUUUUCAAUGCGCACUUUUAAUAUGUUGGACGUCUACGUUGCUAAACAAAGGAUUGAUAUCAAUAUCACUUGUGGAAAACAAAAUAUUCAGAGACACGAUUUAAUAUAUUUGAUAUUCGACGCAUUGAAAAGAAUCAUAUUUAUGGACAAAUUGCAAAUGGGAAAAUCUGGAUACAUGUGUUUUUAUAUAAAUUUGUCUCAAGACAUGAAGAAGAACAGCCCUGGCACAUUUGAAGCCAACAAAAGAAUUGGUAAUAAUCGAGAACUGUUGAAGAACUAUUGCUGUAAACUCUAUAAAAAUGGAAGCUAUUUUUAUCACUCCAAAUCUAUUUGUUCAGGAAAAAUUAUUGAGAAUGCUAUGUUUCAGAAUUUAGCACGUAUCGCCGGAGCCGUUUUGUGGGCUAUAUCACCAUUACUCAUUAGUUUCGUAUCAAAAGCGAAAGUACCUUCACAUUCCCGUCAACUCAAUCUGCCACUGUUUGCUCACGAUGAAUUCAUAUUUACAAUUAAAAACACAUUACCAUACAAAUCCGAGUGGAUCAAUGUAAAACAUAAUAUUUACACAUUCUCACAUUUUCUGUCUUGGGUAUUUUGUUUCCACAAUUCCUCUUUCUUUGCCUCAAGACUAAGAAGAUUCCUUUGUAUUCUAUUUUCACUUUCAGUACUCUUUCUGGAUCUUUUGAUGCAUUACUUCUUUUUAUAUGAAACAAUAGAAAUUCUUUACCAAGAUGGUAUCCCAUUGGGCUAUCGCGCCCUACUAUUAGGAAUAACAGAAAGUUACGACAAUACAGAUGGCUUCAUGGGGGGUCCGUUUUUGUGGUUCACGGUCUACAUAUUUUUUAGCUUUAUUCUCUUUGUUCUUCCCAGUCGAACAAGUGAGACUAUCGCUUAUAAUACAUUACAUCAAAGAUCCACUUGCACGUUUCUCAUUCAAAAUAAGAGAUUAUUAGAGAAGUAUGGCAAUUUAAAUGUUUCUACACAACAGGAUUAUGAUCUACUCUAUGCAAUAAUGAAAGCUAAUGUUUCUACUGCUUUAAACUCAAAUUUCUGGAUUUUAAUAAUGUAUACUUGGUUCAAACGUAUAAAGAAAAUUUGGUUAUAUUACUACAGGAGAAAUAUUUUCUGGCAAUUCAUUGCGCUUUGGCUCUUUAUUUCCAUUACAAUUUUAUUUGCUGUAUUUUCUGUCUGUGAAUUAUUUCUAUGCCUCGUUUAUUAUGGAAUCCCAUUUGUUUAUCUGAUUUUAACUUUACCAUUAAGUUAUUUCAGAGUUUAUAUUUACCCCUGUAUUUGA